Acanthosepion pharaonis is the source of this 522-nucleotide messenger RNA. Lineage: Eukaryota; Metazoa; Mollusca; Cephalopoda; Sepiida; Sepiidae. The record is from the annotation of a GenBank genome assembly.
AUGCCAAAUAUCCUAAUUCUUUAUUUCAUUUCAGAUAAAUAUUUUAACAAAACUAUUAGAACAUCCCAAUUAUCUAUUAUCUAUCCAUAUCUAUUUGUCCCAAUCUAUCUAUCUAUCUAUCUUUCUAUCUAUCAACUCUAUCCAUUUAUCUAUCAUUUCUCAUUCUUUCAUUUCAUCUAUCUAUCUAUCUAUUCAUUCUAUCUAUCUAAACAUGUUCAUUAUCUCAUCUAUUCAUUAAUUCUAUCUAUCUAUCUAUUAUCUAUCUAUUCAUCUAUCUAUCUAUCGUCUUCUAUUUAUCUAUCAUCUAUCAUUCAUCUAUUCAUCUAUCUAUCCGAUAGUUUUAGUAGUAAAUAUGUACGUUACACUCAAUAUAGCAGUUAUGUCUGUAGUAGUGUCUCCACUCUGAAACCAUAUCUAUCUAUCUAUCUAUCUAUCUAUCUCUCACUCUCUCACUCACUCACUCUCUCUCUCUCUCUCUAUAUAUAUAUAUAUAUACGCACAGACAGAGGGUGCGAUGAAUAA